AUGGGAAACAAGGUCUCUGCAGUGCAUGGCGUGAAAUCAGACCAUUUCUACGACCAAGGCAACGCGGUCAACGAGAUCUGGGUGGGCGACGUUGAAGUCAUCUCGCGUUUACCCUUCGGCGAUUCCGACCUCGAGCAAGCCGGCUGGCCCCCGGGGGACUUCCCAAAGAUCCCGUGGCAUCAUUUUAUCAUUCCUAUGCACAAACGAGACGAAGCCAGCAACAUGACUGCCAAAUUCUCCUUGUGGGAUGGGUCGGGGAGCUACUGUGCUUGUCAUGACUGGUUACCGAAGCAUGGGUACCUGGGCAUGUACACGAGAAUCCCCGCAUCGGCUGCGUAUAUGAUUGGAUUUUUGUUCCUUACCCUCGCUGCCUUUCUGUUGAUGUAUUUUACAUACAGACUCGCCCAUGCUUUCGGGGCCUGGCAAUAUCUACGCGAGGCAUCACGUCUCCACCCGGAUCCGGCCGCGGCCAGACGUAUGGCUAGGGAUAACCUUUGGAUUCGCCUCGGCCAAGCAUUCCUUGUGUUCGUUCUCUUUAUUUUCUUCUUAGUGAUGGGCUUGCCUGCCUUCGCUGCUGGCGCAAAUAAAAUGGAUGCUGCGAGCUUCAUUUUGUAUCAUGGGUUUUGGGGUGGCCUCGGUGCCAUUAUCAGUGGCCUCGUCAUUUCGCCCUUAGGCCUGCUGUGGGAUGCAAGAAAGCCACGUCCGGAGAUUAGGAACCUUUCGUGA
Penicillium samsonianum is the source of this 726-nucleotide messenger RNA. RefSeq lists its product as uncharacterized. The record is from RefSeq and is a predicted model, not a curated record. Bases 1 to 726 code for a protein of 241 amino acids. Lineage: Eukaryota; Fungi; Ascomycota; Eurotiomycetes; Eurotiales; Aspergillaceae. The transcript has a single exon.